AUGCUGACGGUAACGGUGGUGACCAGUGUAUCGCCGACCCUAGAGCUUAUCGGCACUGCCUUGGGCAAUAUGCUCGUGCUGUGGCUCGAGAAGCUUGAAGCUAUUCCGGGGGGGUCUGUGAUCGUGCGUUACAUCAAGAAGUCACAUCAAAAUGAUCCUGGACGUACCGUCUUUGAGUUUGCCCUCUUUUUAUUGUUGAUUUACUACAUUGUGGGUCUGCGAACUAAAGAGCUGAAGCUGGAUACCAUUUCUUUCUCUGAAAGAGAAAUUGACGACUUGGUUGCCGAAUGGAACCCCGAGCCUCUUGUCGAACCCGUUCUGAACUUAGAAAAAUGGCGACUCAAUGCAGUACCCGUGAUUCACGGUCACAAUGGCGCUCACGUACUGUUGUCACUGGGUGAAAUCGGCGUCGCCAAUUUGGCUACCAACGAUUUCUUGAACUUGAACGAGCUGGAGCUGAUCAAGGAUGCCGCUCGUGAAUGCAUUCGCAAUGUCGGUGUGGGUGCAUGUGGUCCACCCAAUUUUUACGGAACUCAAGACGUCCACGUGAGACUUGAAGAAGAUUUGGCGCAUUUCUUACAAACUGAGCAAGGGAUUUUGUAUGGUCAAGAUUUCGUUACGGCCGGGUCGGUUAUUCCGUCAUUUCUCAAGCGUGGUGACCUCUGUGUGGUCGACAUGGGUGUGUCGUUGGCCAUUCAGAAGGCGCUCAUUGUGCUGAGAGCUGAUAUCGAAUGGUAUAAUCAUAAUGACGUAAAGGAUUUGCGUCGGGUGCUCGAAGAGUUGAAGCCUGAAUUGGACCGCCACAAGAAAAUCAAGAGACGUUUCAUUAUCACCGAAGCUAUUUUUGCCAAUCUGGGUGACAUCGCAGAUUUGGCUAGUAUUGUGGAGCUCAAGAAAGAAUUCAAGUACCGUGUGUUCUUAGAUGAAUCACUUUCAAUUGGUGUACUCGGUAAGCUUGGCAGAGGUUUGCCCGAACAUUCGAAUGUCCCCAGGAGUGAUGUUGACAUUACCAUUGGUUCGAUGGCAAAUGCUUUCGCCUCUCUGGGUGGCUUUUGCGUUGGAGAAGCAGUGAUGGUGCACCAUCAACGUAUUCAGCUGGCAGCUUAUGUGUUUUCGGCAUCGUUGCCGCCAUACCUGGCAAAGGUUACUCUGCAAGCCAUCAAGGAAAUUUCUGAGAAUACCUUAGGAGAUGAACUGUCGCUUCUCAUCAAGCUCAGACGGCAUAUCAACACAGUGUAUACUCUGUUGCAAUCGUUACCGUCGCCAUUUUUUGAAGUGGUAUCGAAUCCCCAUUGUCCUGUAAUCCAUCUUGCCUUGAAUCCCGACUGGCGCCGUCAACUUAAUUUUCCAGAACUUUACGGGAAUGAUGUUUUCUUAAGGACCGGCAAGCAAGCCAAGUAUCUCAACUCAUUCAAUGAGUACUACAAUCUGGAACUGUACAUUUUGCAACGCGUGAUUGACUUAAUCCUUGGGAAAGCCAACGUUUUGGUUACCCGGUCCAAGCAAAUCUUGGAGCACGAAAAUUUGCCUGUGCACCCUCCUCAUUUACUCAUCCAUGUUAACAUCGGCGUCACCGACACUGAACUUGCUAAGUUGAUCAGAGCAGUCCCGGAAGCUUUUGCUGAAGUUUGUGAAUCUCUCAAAAGUGAAGCCGAUCUCUUUGUGUUGAAUGAUAAAAUCAUCGAGUACUAA
This is a messenger RNA of Diutina rugosa, 1692 nucleotides long. Its product is annotated as serine C-palmitoyltransferase. Bases 1 to 1692 code for a protein of 563 amino acids. The record is from RefSeq and is a predicted model, not a curated record. Gene Ontology annotation, biological process: sphingosine biosynthetic process; ceramide biosynthetic process. The transcript has a single exon. Gene Ontology annotation, cellular component: endoplasmic reticulum. Gene Ontology annotation, molecular function: serine C-palmitoyltransferase activity; pyridoxal phosphate binding. NCBI's taxonomy places the organism in Eukaryota, Fungi, Ascomycota, Pichiomycetes, Serinales, Debaryomycetaceae.